AUGCUCUACGACCUCAACAUAGCCUGGUCGCCCUCCACGACCGAGGAGAAGCUUCUACAGACCCUCACGCUCUCAUCCUCUCUCGGAUACUCCACUGUCGCUCUCAACCAUACGCUCACGCCGCCGUUCCCGAACAACCUCACCGCGCCAUUCCCGUCAAUCCCAUCAUCGCCAACCUCAAAACUACCAAAUGUCCUCCAUCGCGCGACUCUCCCCCUCUCAGAUCCUUCCAAUAACUACCGAAUCCCAUUCCUCACUUCCAUAUACGACAUCAUCGCCGUCCGUCCGCUUACGGCUACGGCUUUUCAAAACGCCUGCCUCACGCUUGACGUACCCAUAAUAUCCGUAGACCUCACCCAGCACUUGGAUUUCCACUUCAAACCGAAACCGUGCAUGGCCGCUGUUUCGCGGGGCACUCGCUUUGAGGUCUGUUACAGCCAAGCCCUAGUGGCCGAUUCCCGAGGGCGCGCAAACUUCAUCUCAAACGUCAAAAGUCUCAUCCGGGCAACACGUGGUAGAGGGAUAAUGCUCAGCAGUGAAGCCAAGGAUGCGCUUUCACUAAGGGCGCCUGCGGACGUGGUCAAUCUGCUAAGCAUAUGGGGACUGGGCAACGAGAAAGGCAUGCAAGGUAUUGGUGAGAUACCGCGCUCUAUUGUGAUGAACGAGGGCAUCAAGAGGAACGGCUUCAGGGGUGUUAUUAACAUCGUUGAAGUCGCCGAGCAAGAAAAGAGCUCAAACGAUAAUGCGGAUGGCAAGAGCACAGGAAUUGAGACGGGAAAGAAGAACAAAAACAAGGGUCAAAAUCAGAACCAGAAUCAAAAGCGCAAGAACGGCGAGGAGAAUACUCAACAGAUCAGCAACCGACAGGCCAAGAAGAUGAAGCUAGCUCAAAGAAACGCAGCAGCUGAGAAGAAAUGA
This is a messenger RNA of Fusarium coffeatum, 918 nucleotides long. RefSeq lists its product as uncharacterized. Gene Ontology annotation, cellular component: nucleolar ribonuclease P complex. Gene Ontology annotation, molecular function: RNA binding. The transcript has a single exon. NCBI's taxonomy places the organism in Eukaryota, Fungi, Ascomycota, Sordariomycetes, Hypocreales, Nectriaceae. The record is from RefSeq and is a predicted model, not a curated record. Gene Ontology annotation, biological process: tRNA processing. The coding region runs from base 1 to 918 and encodes 305 amino acids.